AAAAUAUUACAUAUGAAAUUGUUAUGCUGUAUUUGAGUUUGUGCAUUCAAUGUCAAACAAAACAAAAAGCGCCUAGAAAAGGUAUUGUUGUGAAGCCUAUAAUAAGUUCGGAGUUGAAUUCCCGAUGCCAAAUAGAUCUUGUUGAUAUGCAAACAUGUAAAGAUGGAGAAUACAAAUUUAUUUUAAAUUAUCAAGAUCAUUUGACAAAAUUUAUACAACUACGGCCGUUAAAAUCUAAAACUGCGGAAGAGGUUGCCCAUAAUUUGUUACAUAUAUUUUUAACUUUCGGGGCACCAAAUAUUUUGCAUUCUGAUAACGGUAGGGAAUUUGUGAAUAAAAUAAUCACAGAAUUGUGUUUAAUGUGGGAUGGUGUAAAAAUAGUACACGGCAAACCACGCCAUAGCCAAACACAAGGUUCAAUAGAGAGAGCUAAUCAAGAUAUUCAAAACCUAUUAAGAGCACGGAUGUACGAAAAUAAUACGAAUAGAUGGGCGGAUGGUCUAUAUUUUGUUCAAUUUACAAAAAAUACAGCAUACCAUGAAGGUAUAAAGCAAAGUCCGUAUGAAGCUAUGUUUGGCACAAAAGCCAAAAUGGGUCUGUUUUCGUCUUCUCUUCCUCGAGACAAAUUACAUGAACUUGAAUCGGAAGAGCAUUUGGAAAACAUAAUAAAAAAUAUGAAUUCUGAAAACAUUGAUCGAGAAAGUCUGCAAGAGUCGAGUGAUGACGAACAACACGAAAAAAAAAUGUCAAAUAAAUCAAUUUCUAGAAGAAAAGAAAAAAUAAUUUUGAAUAGAGAAGUAGCAAUCACCAAUCUUCAAGUGCAAGCUGUAAAAAUGUUGCGAACUUCAAAACAAAAGUUUCAGCCGGCUAAUGUUGGAGAAACUGUCCGUAUUCGAGUUCCAGAUGUUGAUCGUAGUAAAAUGGAUCCCCAAAAUAUUUUAGCUGUAGUAUUAGAUAUA
Molecule: messenger RNA, 959 nt
Organism: Melanaphis sacchari
Lineage: Eukaryota; Metazoa; Arthropoda; Insecta; Hemiptera; Aphididae
Product: KRAB-A domain-containing protein 2-like
Exons: 3
Biological process (GO): DNA integration
Molecular function (GO): nucleic acid binding
Source: RefSeq, a predicted model, not a curated record